Molecule: messenger RNA, 1693 nt
Organism: Petromyzon marinus (sea lamprey)
Lineage: Eukaryota; Metazoa; Chordata; Hyperoartia; Petromyzontiformes; Petromyzontidae
Gene: MRPS5
Product: mitochondrial ribosomal protein S5
Biological process (GO): translation
Cellular component (GO): ribosome
Molecular function (GO): RNA binding; structural constituent of ribosome
Source: RefSeq, a predicted model, not a curated record
GCCCCCCCCUCCCCUACCCGCACUAGGGAAUGUAAACUCGGCUCUGGGCUGGGAGGGCUCAGCAUGGCGGUCUCCUGGCGGCUGGGCUCGUGUCUGCUGAGGGCGACCUCUCUGCGGGAGGGCGUCUGUGCGGCUCAGCGAUGCCCCAGGUCGCUCUUCUCCACCGUGACCCUGGGGGCCCUGUCCCCUCGGGGUGCAGCGGUCGCCCCCAUCGUUAGCCAGCCACGGCGUCACGGCAGCUUUUUCAACAAACUGACAGCUGACGAGCUGUGGAAAGGCGUCGUGGCCAAUUCGGGGUCGGCGAUGCGCAAGGGUCGAGGAAAGAGGGCCAAGCGCAAGUUCAAGAAGAACCUCAACUUUGGACAGACCAUCGGGGAAGGUAAGGGCGGCUUCUUGUGGCCGGGCCUGAACAUGCCGAUCCGUCUGGAGGACGGCAUCCAGAAGCCGAGUCGGCGCAGCGAGGCGGAGCAGCUGGAGAUGCAGGCCAACAUGCUCCUCAAGCGAGACGAGUGGGACAAAAAGAAGCGCUUCCGCGUGAAGACGGAGCGCGGCUGGUCCGGACGCAACUGGGGUGGCAUCAGCCUCGGCCCACCCGACCCCAGCCCCAACGGAGACACUUACGAAGACUUUGAUUCCAGGGUUAUCGAGGUGAGAAAUGUGUUUCACAUGACGGGCAAGGAAGGGCGCAAGAAGUCGUGCCGGGCUCUCGUGGUCGUUGGUAACAAGAAGGGUGCAGCUGGGUUCGCGAUCGGAAAAGCUCCAGAAAGGACAGCAGCGCUGAGAAAGGCGAAGAACAUGGCGAUCCACUACCUCUAUUACAUCGAGCGCUACAACGACCACACAGUUUACGAAAACUUCAACACGACGUACCGGCACACGACCAUCACGGUGAAAAAGAUGCCGCGUGGCCAAGGGCUGCACUGCCACCGCGCCAUCAUCACCAUGUGCCGCCUCAUCGGCAUCGAGGACAUGUACGCCAAGGUCACCGGCUCCGUCAACCUCAUCAACAUGACCAAGGCCUUCUUCCUGGGCCUCACCACGCAGGAGACGCACCAGCAGGCCGCCGACCGCAGCGGCCUGCAUGUGGUGGAGCUGCGCGACGAGACGGGGCCGCUGCCCGUGGUGGUGGCGUCGCCCCGCACGCCCAUGUCCACCACGCCCCUCGAGGAGGACGCCGUGUCGCUCGUGCCGCCCGACUGGAACGACGUGAAGAGGGCGCAUGGGCUCGGCCAGUCCAAGUGGAGCGGCGUGAAGCGCACCGUCGCCUUCUGAGAGUCUCGCGGCCAUCGCACUCUGACAGCCACGGUGUCACCUUCAGAGAGCCACGGUGUCACCUUCAGAGUGCCACAUUGUCACCUUCAGAGAGCCGCAUUGUCACCUUCAGAGAGCCACAUUGUCACCUUCAGAGAGCCACAUUGUCACCUUCAGAGAGCCACAUUGUCACCUUCAGAGAGCCACAUUGUCACCUUCAGAGAGCCACAUUGUCACCUUCAGAGAGCCACAUUGUCACCUUCAGAGAGCCACGGUGUCACCUUCAGAGAGCCACAUUGUCACCUUCAGAGAGCCACAUUGUCACCUUCAGAGAGCCACAUUGUCACCUUCAGAGAGCCACAUUGUCACCUUCAGAGAGCCACAUUGUCACCUUCAGAGAGCCACAUUGUCACCUUCAGAGAGCCACGGUGUCACCUUCAGA